Messenger RNA from Psylliodes chrysocephalus, 2939 nucleotides. The record is from the annotation of a GenBank genome assembly. NCBI's taxonomy places the organism in Eukaryota, Metazoa, Arthropoda, Insecta, Coleoptera, Chrysomelidae.
GAACUAGCGAGCGAGAGUAUAGUGUAUAGUAUGGUUAAGAUUGAUGCGUUCUACAUAGCAAACAUACCGAUGUUGUUAUGGAUCGAAAGUUAAAGUGUUUGCUGAGAUAAACGAUUGACAAAUAUUUUAUAAUAACGAUGUUUUAUCAGUUUGAAAUACUAUACGCUAUAACGUGAGUGUUGGUGUUGUGCAGACUCUUUCAAUAUAGAAGAAAAAAAAAACGUUUAUUAAAAGUGAACGUUACGACCAUGGCAAUGAAAGAAUGGGUCAGAAGGAUGCAGCCUUUCCAGCUUUACGUGGUACUUGGUCUAACAAUGGCCUUCUUUUUGGUUGAACUAAUUAUCAGUCACCUCACGCAUGCCCUAACGCUUCUAAUGGAUUCUUACCACACGCUGUGCAACAUUAUGGCAUUGGGUGGUUGUAUACUCACCAUAAAGUACGCAAAAAACGAACCAAUGCCUAAUUUAAGAAGAGAAACAAGCAUUGACGAUACAAUCGGCGAGGAACUGACAUCUAAUCCAUUAAAAUGCCAAGACAAGAAGAAAACUAAGACUUCCAUAAUCAGAUCAAAUCAAGAAAAAAAAUUGAAAAAUACUUUCGGUUGGGCCAGAACUGAUGUUAUUUUUAUGUUAAUUUGUUGUGUGUUUCUAGCUUCGUUAAGUUUUUCAAUUUUAGUGGAGUCUGUACAAACAUUGAUACAUAUUGAUCAUCACGAUGAGAUGCACCAUCCUAUAUCGGUCUUAUGUUUAGGAGCUGCAGGCUUACUACUGAACGGAGUGACUUAUCUUCUAAUCGGAGGAUAUACUUUUCAUCAAGGUAGUUUCCUUUAUGUAACGAAGAGUGGAGAUGUUGUUUUGAGCAAAGUUGUAAUUGACCAAUCUUUAAAACAAGGUGCAAGAAGACUGUCUAGAAGUAAGACUAUUAAUCAAACGGUUGUUCCUCAAAGAGAAAGACAAGGGCUGUGGGAGAUGACCAGAGAUAUUAACGGUUGUAUUUUAGUAAUAAUAUGUGCGCUGAUAGUAUAUUUUAUUGAUAAAGACACUGCCAAAUAUAUUGAUCCUAUUAUGGCUUUAAUAUCAUGUGGGUUUAUCAUGAUUUUAAGUUAUCCAUACAACUCGCUAAAAAUAGAGCUGCUAAAUCAUUUUCCUGAUAUUGUUAAUAUACACGAUUUUCAUAUAUGGCAAUUAACUGCGUCUAAAGUCAUAUCAACGGUGCAUAUAAUUUUUCAAAAUCCCAAAGUUUAUAAGGAACUAAUAGAAGAAGUUAAAGAAUUUUUCCUAGACAGUGGUAUUACUCAGGUUACAAUACAACCUGAGUUUUUUAAGAAGAAUGUGAGCAUGGAAAGUAUUAGUUCGAAGUAUACUCCAAACUGUUUAGUGUCUUGCAUUGGGGAAGGUUGUAAACAAAAUCACUGUUGUCCAAAUUAUGAGGUUUCAAAUAUAACUAAGACAUCUUCAAAAGAAAUUUUAACUGGCAACCAAGUGACAGCUGUAAACUCUGUAAAAAUUACCAACGAAGAACUCUCAUCCAGUGUUUCCAGUAAUCUUCAAAACUUAGAAAGCUAUAAUAAAGUGCAGAAAAAUGACGAGGCAGAGACAGCAAAUGGCACUAUAGAUAACAUUGAUCCACCUUCAUAUAUUGAAUCGCAAAAGUAUUUAAGCGUUCAUUCUCUCAAAAGCGAUGAAAUUGAAAUUAAAACUAGCACUAUUAAUAUAAAUGACAACAACAAAUCUGUUGUAGCAGAAACAAAUAUGAAUUUAAAUAGAAUAAGUGAGGUUGAAAACAAAGAUUAGGAAUAAUUUUAGCAAAUUUUGAUUUUUCACCAAUUUAAUGGUGAAAAUGUCUCAAAUAUUGAAGAUAUUAAAUAAUAGUAUAAUGGGCUUGGAAAAUUGAACAAAAGUAUAUUACUUUUUUAUCAACAAUAAUUGCAACUUAAUUUUACAAGGACAAUGGGAUUAAUUUCAAGUCGAUACGAUUAGUAUUAUCGAACUUAUAGGAUUAACACGUUAACUGCCGCGGCGCGCCGUCUCGGUCAAUAUGAUCGAGAAAUAUUUCGGAACAAUUACUAACUGAGACAGAUUUUCGAGUUUUUUCGAGAUUUUCAUUGUAGAGGUGAUGAAUAUUUGAAAAUCUCUUCCGUGGAAAUUCAUUUCUUGCGCAUCAUGGCCCAAAAAAUGAAAACUUUGAACUUAUAUGAAACUAGCCUCGGAACCCGAGUAAAUUGCAAUAAAAAACGCGCCAGCAAUGAAUGUGUUAAAUGCUAGAUAAUCCAACUAAAUUAAAGUUAGAUGACGCCUCUUUCUAUAAAAAAAAAACAAUCUAAAUGACAUUUCCAAGCUCAUUAUAAACAUACAGAGUACCACAUAUCAUCGGAACUUCUUUAUUAAAUUAAAGUUGUUUAUCGUUCUAAUUUUAAUUUUGUAAAUAUUUUAAGAAAUAAGGACCUUUAUUAGCCUUUAAUUUUAUUACAAAGUGACGAUCAAAAAUAUAAAUUAGUAUUUUUAUAAAAAUCGAAUAAUUUUCGCAAACACAUCUUAAUUAUUGAUUGAUUUUUAACUACGGAUUUAUUCUACAAACUGUCAAUAAGGCUGUGCUAACAUAGAAUAGUUUUACAUCAUACCUAGUUGUUAGGUUCUUUUACCACUGUGAUUUAUAUUGUACAAUUUGUGACAGAUUUGUUUAAACAAUGUUUAGACAAAUAAAAAAUUAAAUAAAACAUCCAACAUAUAAAAUUAUUUUAUUUUAGACCUCGAAUCAUUAUUUCACAAGUUUUACUAUCUUUUUGAAACUGUUAAACUCACUGCUACACACGAUUUUCCAUUAUCGUGAUCGAUGUUCAAUUUCAACUCGGUUAAUCCUGCUGCCAUACUGAGUUGAUUUUUAAAUUUUGCAAUGCUUAUACUUUUAUUUCCGGUGGCGCAGAAUUUUUUCUGAAAUAA